Messenger RNA from Fragaria vesca subsp. vesca, 957 nucleotides. RefSeq lists its product as uncharacterized. The transcript has 2 exons. Lineage: Eukaryota; Viridiplantae; Streptophyta; Magnoliopsida; Rosales; Rosaceae. The coding region runs from base 84 to 629 and encodes 181 amino acids. The record is from RefSeq and is a predicted model, not a curated record.
GACGACGUGAACUUUCUGUGAAAUUCUUUCUCUCUAAAAAACCGAACUCAAAAAAACCCAAUUUCGCCGCGCCGGAACCCUAGAUGGCUGAGAAAGACGGAGACCCCAUGUCAAUCGAUGAAGAUGAAAUUCGUUUGGAUGAAGAUGAAAUUCGUUUCGGUGAAGAGUCCGCCGACGCCGACGCCUCUGCCGCGCCGGUCUCCCUCUCCGACGAACUUCGCCGAGAGCCGGUCUCCCUCUCCGAAAUUGCAGCAGUGCUCAACGGUCAGAUUGGCGCUCAUAUAGCGGCCAGAAUCUCAGCGAUGAUGAUUAAUUUCGGCGAUGAACUUGCCGGUGAUUUGUCGUCCCACAUUCUUUCCGAUCUUACUACAUACGGCCAGUGCUUUGACGUGUAUCUUCCGGCGUACCUUGACCGGUUCAUUCCAUUGUUUAUGGAAACAAAUGGCAGGCCCUGGAUUCAACAAUUCUUCGCUGAUUUUGACUUGAAGGAUUAUCUUGAGGAGGAUGUUGAGGAAGAGGACGAUCCUGAGGGUCAAGAAGAAGAAGAGGAGGGUCAAGAUGAAGAUGACGAUAUUGAGGGUCAAGAAGAAUAUGAACAGGGUCAGGAUGAAGAUGAAGCCUCAAGAUGAGGUCAGAAAUAGGAGGCAAAUCACUUCAAGACUCUUUUCUGUAGCUGUGAAGGGUGUUAUCUUGCUGUAUGUUGGCUUUUAUCACUUUCAAUCGCUCCAUCUACCGUCCCUCCAUCUACUGACUGAACUUUUGAACUCCCUCCAUAUAGAUAUCUAGCAUGGAUAGGCAAUCCUGACAGGAUUCACUUUGUAUGUGGAUCUUCUAUUAGACCUACUUACCAGUAGUAUUGUCACUUUAAUUUCAAAGAUAUGUGGGGGAUUGGUGUACUUCUGUCAUGAUUGUAGAGUGUUAUCAAAUAUCAAUAUUGAAAAUCAGAUUUUCUUAACU